AUGAACUGGACUGGAGGCCGUCUCCAUCGAUCCUCAUACAAGAUGAAGUUAUCCUCCAAAAACGUUGGGAGACAACGUGUUGCUCAAGCUAAAAUACGCAUGGUAGAUAGGCCGCCAGAUACUCUAUCGUUUGAGGUUGCUACUGAAGCACCGGGUAAGGAAGGCUGCGAUAAUGGACACGCUGGCACCAUUCGAGCAGUUGACGACCUUGGAGCAAGCUUUCAGAAAGCAAAACAGCCAGCAUAUUCAAAUACCGAAGAUCCUCGAUCAAAAAACUAUUGUCACUCUCAGAUAACCAAGCCGAGUUCCAUAGGUUCCCCUGCGGUUAGAGUUGAGGAGAUGAGAAAGAAGCUACUUGAUAAGAAAGACUGGGCAGGUCUUAGCCUAUCACGACCGCAUAAGUUACAUACAUCAUGUGGCAAAGUUAGAGGGAGACUUGGAAGAAGGCAGUCAUUCCCUUAUGGAAGAAAUCCCAUCCAAUACUCCCCUCAACGAGGACACUUUUCUCUUCCGAUGAAACGCCGAAAUAUUGCACAACCACACUUAUACCCAACAAAUCAGCUAAAUUCCGAUGAUAUUAGUAUAUGGAUUGAGCAACAACAAGAGGAGCCUCGGUAUGAGGCUCUCCACAAUGAAAUGUAUAUGGAAGCCCAAGAGUCAGUGGAGCCGAUAUCGUCUGAUAACAACACAAGCAGAGAUAGAUCAACUAGGUCUCCUAGGUCUACAACGCGCAAUGCGCGCUCUAUAUGUCAGUCAGGCAUGAAGACACCACGAUAUGCUGCUUGUGGUAAUCGUGUCGACAACGAGCAAUACCAAUUACAAUUGGGUAAACGGCUAGAUAUCUCCCCAAGUCCCGAUCUAUCAAACCUACCCGUUCUAGAUCGCCGUGGCUCGUUUGCUACAAUCGAUGGUCAGACAAGAUAUGUGCCACCGCCAUCUUCUAAACCCAGCAGUUCGAGUUCUCCAGAAGAUAGUAGGAUGAAGUCAUCAAGGAAUGCAGAUGAAUACUGGUCUCGGAGAAGAGCCAUGUUAUACCAUAGUCAGAGAUACCAAGCACAAGAUAUAUCUCCGCGAAACACUAAGUGUAUGGAAGUAGCAAACAACCUGACCGGAUGCUCUUCAGAAUAUUCGUGUGGCGAUAACACUGCCAUGAUACGACAGAGGGAGGUAACUGGCGGCGUGGAAAAAUCUAAAAUAGGAGACUUUUCAACGUCCUCUUCUGACCAAGCCACUUUUUGGCCUAACACUAUCCCAUCACCCUUUAGGAAUGAACCCAGUUGCCUCUCUUAUCACCCGAUACCCUCCCCACAGUCGAACAGAGAGCAACAUUCCAUUAACCAAAGGUACUCAUAUACGGCCAGGAAUUCGAUAUAUCGAAGGAAUGUUAUUUAUAAUGAUAACUACUGGGGGGAAGAACUCCUUUGGUCUAUUGUUGACCUUGUCUCCGGUGACUGGGAGCAUACAAGACCAGUAUGUGAGAUACGUGGCCCUGUAAGCCGACAGUCCCACCAACCAGAUAUGGUAAUUGUCUAG
Molecule: messenger RNA, 1533 nt
Organism: Trichophyton verrucosum HKI 0517
Lineage: Eukaryota; Fungi; Ascomycota; Eurotiomycetes; Onygenales; Arthrodermataceae
Exons: 2
Coding region: 1-1533 (510 amino acids)
Source: RefSeq, a predicted model, not a curated record